This is a messenger RNA of Perca flavescens (yellow perch), 5168 nucleotides long. It is a transcript of the gene sun1b, whose product is annotated as Sad1 and UNC84 domain containing 1b. The transcript is spliced from 23 exons. Gene Ontology annotation, molecular function: protein-membrane adaptor activity. NCBI's taxonomy places the organism in Eukaryota, Metazoa, Chordata, Actinopteri, Perciformes, Percidae. Bases 253 to 3528 code for a protein of 1091 amino acids. Gene Ontology annotation, cellular component: meiotic nuclear membrane microtubule tethering complex; nuclear envelope. The record is from RefSeq and is a predicted model, not a curated record.
AAGUCUGCUUGUUGUGCACUAGCAUAACACUCAAGCUGCUUGCAAACUUUUGUGUUUUUCUACCAGAAAAAUAACGUUUAGGAUCUGUGGGUCCGCAGUAAUAAAUCAUCUGUGCGUCUCCGUCCGUCGGGAUUUUGGCAGAAGUUUGAGCAUCUUUCGUGAUAGUAAUGUGCGGAUCUUUUUCCUUCGGAUUACGCUCUUAAAGAAUAAUAACAUACAUGGACUCUAACCACCCGGUCUAAACAAAGAAGAAUGACCAUGGAUUUUUCGCAACUGCACACAUACACGCCGCCACAGUGUGCUCCAGAGAACACCGGCUAUACCUACUCUCUCAGCUCCAGCUACUCCACCGCAGCGUUAGAUUUUGAGAAGGAGCACCAGAUUGCUGCCGUGUAUGAGUCGCCCAGGAUGUCAAGGCGGAGCCUGCGCCUGCAGACCGGUGCCGGUCACUAUGGCAAUGAGAGCCUGGCUGAUUACUCCCAGAACCACAGCAGCAGCUACACCAGCACCAGGAGAGAGACACGGACACUGCGGAGCAAAAAGCAGCAGUCCAGUUCCAGCUCCCUGUCUUUAUCCUUGAGCCAAGUCAACACACCGAGGAAAACCCUCUCCUUCUCAGCUGCUAAUACUCCAAUUAACAACAACAACAGCAGCAGCAGCAGCGUCAUUCAGGAAACUAACACAGCAUCUGAUGCCUGUUUGCUCACCUCCAUCGUGGACCAGUCCCAUCUGAGACAACGCGCCAUCACCACAACCACCACCUCGACUUCUGUGGAUGGACACUGGGGGAGGAGCUCUGGCAACGACCACAGUUCAUCAAGUGUCAAUGGCGAUGCCAGUGUGUCAAAGUCCCAUAGCUCACUCUCCAACGGUUACAUCUGCAAAGACUGCUCUUUUCACUCUGCGAAGAUGGACUCCCCUAUCGCACGGUCUUCAUCAUCAUUAUCAUCAUCAACAUCAUCAUCAUCUCAGGCGGCUGAAGCUUCCUCGGGUGCCCUCUUUUCCUCCUCCUCCUCCUCCUCCUCCUCGUCACCUUUCACAAGCAUAUACUCCAGAGACCGGAGUCGAAGGAACAAGACCGGUGUCCUGGUGUCUAUGUCUAACACGUGUAUGCACUACAGCAAACGAGCCCUGGCCCCCGUAGUGUCCUUAGUCACCGUGCUCUUCAACAAUGUGCUCUGGCUGGGUUCAAGGGCAAAGAGCCCUCCAGGAAAAGGUAUACUUGGGUCGUUUUCGGACUCGAUGAGACAAGCUGUGUCCUCCAGUUUGUCCCAACUAUGGCUGUUAAAGCAGACAACUCUCCACAGGAUGAUGGGCUACAGGGCUAAUGGCUAUGAAGGACAAGCUCACUCAAGUUUCUGUGGAAGCAUGAAUGUGAAGGAUCUGGUGACUGAAGAUGCAUCACAUCUUAAUCUCAAUGGUUCCCUGUGCGAUGACUGUAAAGGGAAGCAGCAUUCAGAGACACACACCGUCCUCCUCACACAGUCCUCCAGGCCUCAACGCCUGGUGGGGGCACUGUGGAGCGUCCUAGCUUACACAGGUUACUUUGUCCUUCAGCUAGGUUACUGUGUGGUGAGUGCAGGCAAAGCGUUGGGAUCAGGGGUUGGGACAGCGGUGCACAGGCUGCUCUCACUGUUCUGGAUGCUCCUCGCAGCUCCAGUGAAGGCAGGCAGUGGAGUUCUGUGGUUUCUUGCAACAGGAUGGUACCAGCUGGUGUCUCUCAUGUCUCUCUUCAACGUCUUCUUCCUGACACAAUGCCUUCCCAAACUCUGGAGGCUCCUGUUGCUCCUUCUACCCCUUUUGCUCCUCCUUGCUUUAUGGUUGUGGGGUCCGUCCACUGCUGCCCUUCUCGCCUACCUCCCAGCCAUAAACCUAACCGAGUGGCGUCCUGCGUCUCCCUUCACCCUCCUGGCUAACUUGGUGCCAGCUUCUCCUCCAGUUCCUGCCUCUGUCCCCGUCCCUGCACCAGAGACUCCAGUGGCGCAGACCCCAGCCACCCCGAUCUCACAGGCACUACCAUCCCUCCCCCCUGUGGCGGUCUCUAGUGUGGACUUGGAGCGACUGGAGCGCAUUGAACAACGACUAACUCUGCUGUGGGAACGAGUCCAGCAGGGUGACCAGGAGCAGGAGCAGCGUCACGGGCAAGUUUUGGGUCUGUACAGCACCCUGAGGGAGCAGCUCCACACUCAGACGGACAGGGAGAGCCUGGGACUGUGGGUGUCAUCCCUGCUGGAGCAGAGACUUGGCGUGUUACGGGGAGAGCUGACGCAGGAGAGCACACAGAGAGCACAGAGUGCAGAGCAGCAGAAACGGCACCAAGAGGGUCAGGCAACAAGGCUGGCUGAUUUAGAAUUGCUGCUCAACACUCUGGCUUCCAAGACUGAGUCGGUGCAACAGAAGCAGCAGCAGUAUGAGCUCGAGAAGCAGGAAAGAGAGAAGGAGGUUGUCACUUCGUCAGCAGACACAGUUCCCGUCAGUGUGGGUGUGAAGCAGGAGGACCAUGAUGCUCUGCUAGUGGAGGUGCAGAGACUUGAGGUGGAGCUGGGCAAAAUCCGACAGGACCUGCAGGGUGUUGUGGGAUGCAAGGGCAAGUGUGAGCAGCUGGACACACUGCAGGAGACAAUAUCCUCCCAGGUGUCCUCCCAGGUGUCCUCCCAGGUGCGUAAGGAGUUGCAGGCCCUGUUCUUCAGCAGUGGUGGGUCAGGAGAGGAGCAGGGAGAGGUGCCUGAGUCUCUGAUCCUCUGGCUGUCCCAGCGUUAUGUAAGCACCCCCGAUCUGCAGGCUUCCCUGUCCUCCCUGGAGCUGAGCAUCCUGAAAAACGUGUCCCUGCAGCUGGAGCUCAACCGGGCCCAAACCCUGGGUGAGGUCGAGUCCCAAACCAAGACCGUUGUUCAAACGGUAACCGGGACUGUCCAGCACACUGCUGCUGCUGAAGGACUGACCGAAGAGCAAGUGAAGCUGAUUGUCCAAAACGCUUUGAGACUCUACUCCCAGGAUCGAACAGGCCAGGUGGACUAUGCCCUGGAGUCUGGAGGUGGCAGCAUCCUCAGCACUCGCUGCUCCGAGACAUAUGAGACCAAGACGGCCCUCAUGAGUCUGUUCGGCCUGCCACUCUGGUACUUCUCCCAGUCUCCACGUGUCGUCAUCCAGCCCGAUGUGUACCCCGGUAACUGCUGGGCGUUUAAAGGCUCUCAGGGUUAUCUGGUGAUCCGGUUGUCCCUGAGGAUCCUGCCCACAUCCUUCUGCAUGGAGCAUAUCCCCAAGGCCCUGUCCCCGACCGGAAACAUCACCAGCGCCCCACGCAACUUCACUGUUUUUGGCCUAGAUGACGAGUACCAGGAAGAAGGGAAGCUGCUGGGGCACUACAUAUAUGAGGAAGAUGGGGAGUCCCUGCAAACCUUUGCUGUUAUGGAAAAGAAUGACAGGGCCUUCCAGAUCAUCGAGGUGCGGGUGCUGUCUAACUGGGGUCAUCCAGAUUACACCUGCAUGUACCGCUUCAGAGUCCACGGAGAACCUCGGCCUCAGUGAACCAAGCCCUACCAUACACGCUCAUAUAUGACAUAUCGCCCUAUCUGUACAUAGUUCUAGCCAACUUCUUUAAAACUGAGAGAACUCGACAGUACUCUGUGGACAUUUUUGUACAAAAUACGUGAAGACACUGAAGUUGUGAAUUGUUAAAGGAAAUGUGCCCAGGCUGAAUCAUGAACAUGUUUUGCAUAUUGAAAGGAAAGUCCUUAUGGGGACUGGAAAUGAUCACAGAAGAAAAAUGGAAUCACAGAAGAAGCUAAAACUCCCAUUCCCCUUUUUGUCACAAGGACUCUUGCACUGAAUCAGCCCGUGGGAGCAACUUCCACUCCUGCAGGGCGGUGGCCGCUUGAAAUGGGGGAUUACAGUCAUACCAUUUCCUCACACCGCCUCAGUCUUCUUUUAGUUUCUGUUCUUAAUGAUCUGUAAUUAACUUUGAUUUCCUCUUAGUCUACUUUUUUUCCAGGGUCAACGCCACUGCACCUUUUGCCUGUGACACUGUCCAGGUAUGUCACUCCCAUUUGUUGCUGUCAAGUCUCUGCAAUGACUUUUACUGAGCUGUUUGGCCAGAGUGCAGGACUGGACAAUACAACACUCACAGUGGGUGUAUAUCACUGGACAUGUAAGGUUCACUACAUUCAAGGCUCAGCAUCAUGCAUCCACAUAGCCAUAACGUUUUUCUUUUGGAACUGAACAUGCUGCCUACGGACAGGCUGAAUGUUUCCUCAAGUGGAGGCUUGAUGCAAAUGAUCCUUUAACUUCACAGCAACACUAUAUAACCGCUGACCUGAGCUCCAUGUCAGGCUCCUAACUUUGUACAUUAGAUGAAAUAUGUGUAUGGUUAUGGAUGGACUUCAGAAUUAAUUCUAGCAUGUAACUCUUCCCAAACCAUUAACUUUUUACAUGCAUCAUGGAUUUGAGUGUCCUCUCUGAAGGUUUGGGUCCUGUGCCUGGAUCUCAUAUUACUAAUGACUGACGUUGAAAGCUAAAUAAUAAUUAUUUAGCUUUCAACAUCUUAGUGUAGGACGAUAAAUAAUAAAACUACACCUAUUGAUGAGUGAUUUGUUUUUCUUUUCUGUUUUACAAAGAGGGGCCUCUGUCUGUCUCCCUCUAGCUCAGUUCUAAACGUCCUCCUCACAUGGGCUCCCUCUAUUCUGAAACCUGGAAGGAAUGUAAUCUGUAUAUUUCAUUGUUGAUAGUUGGUCAUUUUAUAAUAUCUGCUUUUAUCAGUGUUCCUUUAUAUAAAAAAAAAAAAAAAGACAUCAUCCUGUCAUUAUCAUACUUUUUAAUGUAUUACAACCAUUAUUUCUACUGCUACUCAUUGUGUUUUGCUUUUUUGUCUUUGUUUUGGGGGUUGUUGAUGUCAGAGGAUGCACUGCAAUGACUUGUUAGAGAAAUGUUUGUGGCACAAGGUCUUCAUAGUUUGUUUUUCAAAAAUGGUGGGUUUGUGUAGUCAUUAAUUUUGGUUGCAAAUAUGGGGAAGUCUAAAAUGUUAUGUAUAAAGAAUGUUUUGUUCACAAUCUUAUUUAUUAACAAGUCAAUUAGUGACCGCAAAUUAUGAGUUACUGCAAUGUAUAUUUUGUCAUAAGCUGUUCAGUGCAUUUUGGAACUAUCUUGGGACUUUUUUUUUUUUUUUUUUUUUU